CCCCACCCCAGGCCGGCUCUGUAAUUACACUGGGCGGGGCGAGGGGAAGUAAUUAUGGAGACCUGUUGGGGGGAGGUAGAGACCCCCAGGCCCGCCUCUCUCCUCCCACAGUGCCCUAAAUCCCGCCCAGGACUGCUGAAACGGGGCUCUGGGCCCUUAACGGGGAGGGAAUUGAGGUGGGGGCUUUGACUGGACGUCUGAGUCUUAGAAAAGGAAGGGGCAGAGGAAGAGAUAUUGGGGUUCCCGAAAAAGGAAUCUGGGGUAUAGGCCAUUCAGCCUCUGCAAGGAGCAAGGGUCAUUGAACGAGGGCUGCUGUCUCCCACCGCCCCCCCCCCCCCCAACCAGGUGGAGAUCGAGGCCUUGGGGGCGUUCAGCGUCUCCGGCCGCCCGUAGGUCCUUGGGACCGGGCGUUCGGGUCGCCAGCCAUGGAGCGGUGCAGCCGCUGUCAUCGCCUCCUCCUGCUGGUACCGCUGGUGCUGGGGCUGAGCGCCGUCCCUGCCUGGGCAGGUGCACCCCCUGUGGAUGUGCUCCGGGCCCUGAGGUUCCCCUCCCUUCCUGAUGGUGUCCGGAGGGCGAGAGGCAUCUGUCCAGCUGAUGUGGCCUACCGAGUGUCCCGACCUGCCCAGCUCAGUGCACCCACCCGCCAGCUCUUCCCAGGAGGUUUUCCCAAAGAUUUCUCAUUGCUGACUGCUGUCCGGACCCGCCCUGGCCUCCAGGCUCCCCUCCUGACUCUCUAUAGUGCCCAGGGUGUCCGACAGCUGGGCCUGGAGCUUGGCCGACCCUUCCGCUUCCUGUAUGAGGACCAGACUGGAAGGCCUCGACCCCCUGCUCAGCCAGUCUUCCGAGGCCUCAGCCUAGCAGAUGGCAAGUGGCACCGUGUGGCAGUGGCUGUGAAGGGCCAGUCUGUCACCCUCAUAGUUGACUGCAAGAAGCGAGUCACCCGGCCUCUCCCCCGAAGUGCUCGUCCGCUGUUGGACACCCAUGGAGUGAUUAUCUUUGGUGCCCGUAUCCUGGAUGAAGAAGUGUUUGAGGGUGACAUCCAGGAGCUUGUCAUUGUCCCAGGGGUGCAAGCUGCCUACGAAUCCUGUGAACAGAAGGAGCUGGAGUGUGAGGGAGCUUGGAGGGAGAGACCUCAGAAACAACACUCUCACAGGGCCCAGAGAUCUCCAAAGCAGCAGCCACCAAGACUUCAUAGGCCACAAAACCAGGAACCCCAGCGACAGCCCACUGAGUCUUUCUUCUAUGACUACGAGACCCCCUAUUACGAUGAGAUGACUACAGGGACGACCCCUGAUUAUCAGAGGCCACCGAGCCCCAACCGCAGGGUGCUCCCUUCCCCCAGGGGGCGUCGGACCCCUCCCAGAAAGCCUACCCCACCUGCCAAGAGGUCAGCAGCCCGGCAGGCGCCCCCCUCACCAGGCCGGAGGCCCUCUCGAAUUGGAGGUUCUGGCCAAGCACGGGGCCACCCUCCCCCCUUCCGACGCCCAGCUCGGCGGGCAGCUCCCCCCACUGCCCGGGCCCCCCCCAGGACCAGAGGAAGCGGUUACCGGCAGGAUCCCACCCCAGGUGGAGAGGAAGGAACCCUGGAACCAAGCCCUUUGCCACCCCAAGAGGAGGAGCAGACAGAUCUCCAGGUCCCCUCCACAGCCGACAGGUUCCUGACAGAGGACUAUGGGGAGGGUGGCACAGACCCCCCAGCAGGGCCCUACGAUUACACAUAUGGCUAUGGGGACGAUUAUCGUGAGGAGACGGAGCUUGGCCCUGCCCUGUCUGCGGAGACAGCCCACUCGGGAGCCGCUGCCCGUGGACCCCGGGGGCUGAAGGGAGAGAAGGGGGAACCUGCGGUGCUGGAACCUGGUAUGCUGGUGGAGGGGCCUCCUGGCCCAGAAGGCCCUGCGGGGUUGAUUGGUCCCCCUGGCAUCCAGGGCAACCCAGGCCCAGUUGGAGACCCUGGCGAGAGGGGCCCCCCUGGCCGAGCAGGGCUCCCUGGAUCAGAUGGGGCCCCUGGACCUCCUGGCACAUCGCUCAUGCUCCCAUUCCGGUUUGGCAGUGGUGGGGGUGACAAGGGCCCUGUGGUAGCAGCCCAGGAGGCUCAGGCCCAGGCGAUUCUGCAGCAAGCACGGCUGGCGCUCCGAGGACCCCCUGGCCCCAUGGGAUACACAGGCCGCCCUGGACCCUUGGGACAGCCUGGGAGCCCUGGCCUGAAAGGAGAAUCUGGAGACCUAGGACCUCAGGGCCCCAGAGGACCUCAAGGCCUCACAGGCCCUCCUGGCAAGGCUGGGCGAAGGGGCCGAGCAGGUGCUGAUGGAGCUCGAGGGAUGCCUGGAGAACCAGGAGUGAAGGGUGACCGAGGUUUUGAUGGACUCCCAGGGCUACCUGGGGAGAAGGGACAUAGGGGUGAUACUGGUGCCCAGGGCCUUCCUGGCCCCCCUGGUGAGGAUGGAGAGCGGGGAGACGAUGGGGAGAUUGGGCCUCGGGGACUGCCUGGAGAAUCAGGACCUCGAGGUCUCCUUGGCCCCAAAGGCCCACCUGGUAUUCCUGGACCCCCGGGAGUCCGAGGCAUGGAUGGUCCCCAUGGUCCCAAAGGGAGCUUGGGACCCCAGGGAGAGCCAGGACCUCCUGGACAACAGGGCACUCCUGGAACCCAGGGUCUCCCUGGGCCCCAGGGUGCCAUUGGCCCUCAUGGAGAGAAGGGUCCCCGAGGGAAACCAGGGCUCCCUGGCAUGCCUGGCUCAGAUGGACCUCCGGGUCACCCGGGGAAGGAAGGUCCCCCUGGAACCAAAGGAAACCAGGGUCCAUCUGGACCUCAGGGUCCUCUAGGAUAUCCGGGACCUCGAGGUGUCAAGGGUGUGGAUGGAAUUCGUGGUCUGAAGGGCCAUAAGGGUGAAAAGGGCGAGGAUGGCUUUCCCGGGUUCAAAGGGGACAUGGGUGUGAAAGGUGACAGGGGAGAGGUUGGAGUUCCUGGUUCCAGGGGAGAAGAUGGUCCUGAGGGACCAAAGGGACGUACUGGACCCACUGGAGACCCUGGCCCCCCUGGGCUCAUGGGCGAGAAGGGCAAGCUGGGUGUUCCUGGUCUGCCUGGCUACCCUGGACGCCAGGGUCCCAAGGGCUCCCUGGGAUUUCCUGGUUUUCCUGGCGCCAGUGGAGAGAAGGGAGCCCGGGGCCUGUCAGGGAAAUCAGGGCCUCGGGGAGAGCGGGGCCCCACGGGUCCACGGGGUCAGCGGGGACCCCGAGGUGCCACGGGGAAGUCUGGAGCUAAGGGAACAUCAGGUGGUGAUGGCCCCCAUGGGCCCCCUGGAGAAAGGGGUCUCCCUGGACCUCAAGGCCCCAAUGGAUUUCCUGGCCCCAAAGGACCUCCGGGUCCCCCUGGGAAGGACGGGCUGCCAGGACACCCAGGCCAGAGAGGAGAAGUGGGUUUCCAAGGGAAGACUGGCCCCCCUGGCCCUCCAGGGGUGGUGGGACCUCAGGGAGCAGCAGGAGAAACUGGGCCCAUGGGGGAGAGAGGUCACCCAGGACCCCCAGGGCCCCCUGGAGAGCAGGGACUGACUGGAACAUCUGGAAAAGAAGGAACAAAGGGUGACCCUGGUCCCCCAGGGGCCCCAGGGAAGGAUGGACCUGCUGGUCUGAGGGGGUUCCCAGGAGAGAGGGGCCUCCCGGGCAUUGCCGGUGGACCCGGUUUGAAGGGAAAUGAAGGUCCCGCUGGUCCUCCUGGCCCUGCAGGCUCCCCUGGGGAGCGAGGUGCAGCAGGAUCAGGGGGACCCAUCGGCCCCCCAGGGCGCCCUGGCCCACAGGGUCCCCCUGGAGCUGCAGGAGAGAAAGGUGUCCCGGGUGAGAAGGGCCCCAUUGGUCCAACUGGCCGAGAUGGGGUGCAGGGCCCUGUGGGGCUUCCUGGUCCCGCUGGACCCCCAGGCGUGGCAGGAGAGGAUGGAGACAAGGGUGAGGUGGGAGACCCUGGACAGAAGGGCACUAAAGGGAAUAAGGGUGAACAUGGCCCUCCUGGACCCCCUGGGCCCAUUGGUCCCGUGGGGCAACCUGGAGCAGCGGGAGCAGAUGGGGAGCCCGGAGCUCGGGGGCCCCAGGGACACUUUGGAGCCAAAGGCGAUGAAGGAACAAGAGGAUUCAAUGGGCCCCCGGGACCCAUUGGCCUACAGGGUUUGCCAGGCCCCUCGGGGGAGAAAGGAGAAACAGGAGAUGUGGGCCCUAUGGGACCUCCGGGCCCCCCAGGACCUCGAGGCCCAGCUGGACCCAAUGGAGCUGAUGGUCCGCAAGGUCCCCCGGGAGGUGUUGGGAACCUGGGUCCCCCUGGAGAGAAGGGGGAGCCAGGAGAAUCAGGAUCUCCAGGGGUCCAGGGCGAGCCCGGUGUCAAGGGCCCACGUGGGGAGCGUGGGGAGAAAGGAGAAUCAGGGCAGCCAGGAGAGGCCGGACCACCAGGGCCUAAAGGCCCCACCGGUGAUGAUGGCCCCAAAGGGAACCCUGGUCCUGUUGGUUUUCCUGGUGAUCCUGGCCCUCCUGGAGAAGGUGGCCCUCGGGGCCAGGAUGGUGCAAAGGGUGACCGAGGAGAGGAUGGCGAGCCAGGACAGCCCGGAUCCCCUGGUCCCACUGGGGAGAAUGGACCCCCUGGACCACUUGGGAAGCGGGGUCCCGCUGGCACACCUGGUCCUGAGGGGCGGCAAGGAGAGAAGGGGGCCAAGGGGGAUCCUGGCGCUGUAGGUGCCCCGGGGAAGACAGGCCCCGUGGGCCCUGCAGGCCCAGCAGGGAAACCUGGUCCUGAUGGGUUAAGAGGUCUCCCAGGCUCAGUGGGUCAGCAAGGCCGUCCUGGGGCCCCAGGCCAGGCUGGGCCUCCAGGUCCUGUGGGACCUCCGGGGCUUCCUGGCCUCCGGGGUGAUGUCGGAGCCAAGGGAGAGAAGGGUCACCCAGGUCUCAUCGGACUGAUCGGGCCCCCUGGGGAGCAGGGAGAGAAGGGUGAUCGGGGACUUCCUGGCCCCCAGGGCUCCGCUGGACAGAAGGGAGAGACGGGUAUUCCAGGAGCGUCUGGGCCUAUUGGUCCUGGAGGGCCCCCUGGCCUCCCCGGACCUGCUGGCCCCAAAGGAGCCAAAGGAGCCACAGGCCCAGCUGGACCCAAGGGAGAGAAGGGCGUCCAGGGUCCUCCGGGACACCCGGGCCCCCCGGGUGAGGUGAUCCAGCCCCUGCCCAUCCAGAUGCCCAAAAAGACUCGGCGCUCCGUGGACGGAAGCCGCCUGAUGCAAGAGGAUGAGGCCAUACCGGCUGGGGGGGCUCCGGGCAGUGCUAGGGGGCUGGAGGAGAUCUUUGGCUCACUGGACUCCCUGCGGGAGGAGAUUGAGCAGAUGAGGCGGCCGACAGGGACCCAGGACAGCCCCGCUCGCACCUGCCAGGACCUGAAGCUCUGCCACCCGGAGCUGCCUGAUGGAGAGUACUGGGUCGACCCCAACCAGGGCUGCGCUCGGGAUGCCUUCCGGGUUUUCUGCAACUUUACAGCAGGAGGGGAAACAUGUGUGACGCCCCGGGAUGAUGUCACACAAUUCUCUUACGUGGACUCAGAAGGCUCCCCGGUAGGUGUGGUCCAGCUCACCUUCCUGCGGCUGCUCAGCGUCUCAGCCCACCAGGAUGUCUCCUACCCGUGCUCUGGGAUGGCCCGAGAUGGUCCCCUGAAGCUCCGGGGGGCCAACGAGGAUGAGCUGAGCCUGGAGACCAGCCCCUACGUCAAGGAAUUCAGAGACGGCUGUCAGACACAGCAAGGCCGCACGGUGCUGGAGGUGCGAACACCUGUGCUGGAGCAGCUACCAGUGCUGGACGCCUCCUUCUCAGACCUGGGGGCCCCCCCGAAGCGGGGAGGGGUGCUGCUGGGGCCUGUCUGCUUCAUGGGCUAGGUCCUCCUCUGUCUGACCCUGUCCGUCGAAACCAGGCCCACCUGGAAUCCCACAGCAUCAGCUCUGUGCCACCUCCCGAGAGGGCUCCUCACCAUCUAGGUGGCUUCAGGCCAGGGCUCCGGGAGCCCCCAGCCAGGGGCAGACCAGGGGAGGGGUGAAGCGGGUGCCGGGAUGCCCCAGGGGAGGGGUGGCAUCUGGGGCUCUUGGUCCUCCCACUUGGAGCCUGUGACCCGUUGGACAGCCGAGACCCUUAUUUAAAACGCACCUCCCAAUCACCCCAAACAAGCAGACGAGAAGAGAAAGGACACUGUGUAUUUUGUAUUUAAAAGUAAUUAUAUUAAUUAUUUAAAGAGUGGAAAACAAAAGAACAAACAAGAUAAAGAGAGAAAUGCCAACAAAAAUCAGCGGACUUUGGAGACAGGGCUCUCCAGGGGUGAGCCCCGGCACCCUCCUCCUUGCCUCAGGGCUUUCCUCAGUGACUGUGGGGGGAGGUUUUCAGGCCAAACCCCACCUCCCUCACAGCCCGCCUGUAGCACCCACUGUGAAUGUUGGAAUAUAUGGUCUCCUUUGCCUCAGGGUCUGACUCUCUCUGUCCAGUGUGGGGCUUUCUCCUCUCCCCCUACCGGGUGUUUGGCUCCCUGACCCCCACACUGGCUGUCUCUCACUUGGUCUGGGGCUUGCAGGAACCGCCUGCUACUUGGGGAGCAGGCCGAGCCCCCAGGGGCGAAACAGAAGAGUGAGGGGUGAGUGCAGGGCCUGUAUUCAGCGCUGUUGAAAUAUCGAAAUGCUUCUGCCUCAUCAGCUGGUAAAUGGCCACGACUCAGCCCGCUGAGUGUUCCACCGCCAGCCUGGCCACCCUGGUCCCACCCCUGAGCCUCCCCCACCUCGCCUUCCCUGAUCCCGCAAUGGAAGGGCUAGUGCGUGGCAUAUGGAUGGAAGGGACUCCCAGGACCUUGUCUAGCCCCAUGCCCAGUGUCCUUUCUGACUGAUGGUUAAAUAAUGUGAUUGUCCCCUCCUGGGCG
Messenger RNA from Herpailurus yagouaroundi (jaguarundi), 6910 nucleotides. It is a transcript of the gene COL11A2, whose product is annotated as collagen type XI alpha 2 chain. Bases 426 to 5888 code for a protein of 1820 amino acids. The transcript is spliced from 68 exons. Gene Ontology annotation, cellular component: extracellular matrix. Lineage: Eukaryota; Metazoa; Chordata; Mammalia; Carnivora; Felidae. Gene Ontology annotation, molecular function: extracellular matrix structural constituent. The record is from RefSeq and is a predicted model, not a curated record.